Messenger RNA from Penicillium brasilianum, 1739 nucleotides. The record is from the annotation of a GenBank genome assembly. NCBI's taxonomy places the organism in Eukaryota, Fungi, Ascomycota, Eurotiomycetes, Eurotiales, Aspergillaceae.
AUGUCUCCUCCCUCAUCAUCCUUCUCAUCUAUUCAUACAGAUCCCGUACCAAUGGAGACUAUGACAAGGACAGAUGGGCCUUCUAGCCAGCACGAAACUCAUGCCGUUUUUUCUAGCUCGCAGAGCCAGCAAGAGCAACCAUCAGAUGAGACGGCAACCUCGAAACCAAUAAACGAGCCCCUUAACAUGCAACCUGACCCUUCUACAGAAUCCCAAUAUCCAACAGGCUCUAAAUUCUGGUGCACCGUCCUUGCAAUAUGUGUUGUCAUGAUCUCAGGAGGCCUAGAUGCCAAUAUUGUCGCUACAGCGGUGCCGAGCAUCACCAACCACUUCCAUACUGUUGCUGAUGUGGGAUGGUACUCAUCUGCAUUUCGACUCUGUACCUGCGCGUUCCAAUUUGGGUUUGCGAAGCUGUAUAAACAUUUCUCCAUCAAGAUAAUCUUCUUGUUGACCAAUGUCAUCUUCCUCAUCGGCUCCUUGCUCUGUGCCACCGCUGCUUCAUCGACUAUGUUCAUUGCAGGGAGAGCGGUUACGGGUCUAGGAUUCUCGGGAGGGUUGGCUGGAUGUUUUGCCGUCAUAACGCAUAUUCUACCGCUCAACAAGCGGCCAGUGUUUGCGGGUCUAAUGGCGUGUGUGGAAUCGCUUGCAAUCAUUUCGGCGCCCAUAGUAGGAGGGGCAUUGACGCAAUCUUUAGGAUGGAGAUGGUGCUUCUGGAUCAACCUCCCUCUUGGUGUAUUAUCGCUGGCGACUCUGCUUUUGCUUUUCUCAGAUCCAAGAGUCAGGGAAGAGGAUGAACUCACGUUUGCUCAAAAGAUCAGAGAGAUCGAUCUGCUCAGCAAUUUCUUAUUUAUCCCUUCUUUGACAGCACUCUUCCUUGCCCUAUCAUGGGCUGGAACCAAAUACCCUUGGUCAGACGCACAAGUAAUUGCAUUGUUCGUUGUUUUUGCUGUCCUUUUCGUCGCUUUUGCCCUCAAUCAAUACCGACGUGGAGACUCGGCAGCACUUCCUUUCCGCAUUGUUAAGAACAGGAAUGUCAUUGCUGGUUUCGUCUUCACAACGUGCACCAAUUCGAUGACGAACGUUUUGGAGUGGUAUUUACCAACGUACUAUCAGGUCGUUCGAUCUCAUACUCCAAGCGAGAGCGGCUACCUAAUGAUCCCCAUUCUCGUUGGAAUGAUGCUCGGCCUCUUCCUUCAGGGUAUUGGCACCACGACAUUCGGCUACUACGCCCCAUUCAUGAUCUUCGCUUCCGUGUGCAUGCCUAUUGCGGCGGGCUUGAUGACAACGUACGAUCUGCACUCGUCUCUAGCAAAGAUCAUAUUAUUUUCGGGAUUUGUAGGCUUCAGUGGAGGCAUCGGCUUUCAAGGUCCCCAAGCGGCUAUGCAAACAACUUUAGAUUCCGCAGACAUCAACCUUGGGAUCGGGGUUAUCUUGUUCGGUCAAAGCAUGGGUCCGGCCGUGUUCAUUGCUAUUGCACAGGUGAUAUUCACCAAUGAAUUAUCGUCAAGUUUGAGAAAUGUAAUACCUGGGUUGUCCCCUGCGUAUAUCGAACAACAUGGACUUGGCGAUAUUUUGAACGGGGUUUCUGCUCAGCAACGGGCUGAUGUGUUGAGAGGUAUUGAUCGGGGCUUGACGCUCACUUGGUAUCUCCCCGUCGCUUUAGCUUGUACGACGCUUGUGGGUAGCCUAUUGAUCGAGUGGCGCUCUGUCAAACAAAAGCAGCCAUGAAAAGAAAGACA